Macroventuria anomochaeta is the source of this 2265-nucleotide messenger RNA. RefSeq lists its product as uncharacterized. The record is from RefSeq and is a predicted model, not a curated record. Gene Ontology annotation, molecular function: chromatin binding; protein binding. The transcript is spliced from 6 exons. Lineage: Eukaryota; Fungi; Ascomycota; Dothideomycetes; Pleosporales; Didymellaceae. Gene Ontology annotation, biological process: synaptonemal complex assembly; replication-born double-strand break repair via sister chromatid exchange; mitotic sister chromatid cohesion. Gene Ontology annotation, cellular component: cohesin complex; synaptonemal complex. The coding region runs from base 1 to 2265 and encodes 754 amino acids.
AUGUUUUACAGUCACGAAGUCUUAACAAAUCGCAAGUAUGGCGUAGCGACGGUCUGGCUCGUCGCUACACUCGGAUCCAAGUCCAGCUUGAAGAGGAUCACCCGCAAGCAGAUGCUCGACGUUGAUGUAGCAAAAGCAUGUAAAACCAUCGUCGACCCUGCGGCACCUAUGGCUCUACGCCUACAGGGUAACUUGUUAUAUGGUGUAUCUCGUGUAUACUUACAGCAGUGCGGCUAUGUCCUCUCAGACGCGCAGAGUGCGCACAACACCAUGAUGCUCAUGCUACGCUCGGUGAAGAAUCAUGCACUUGACCCAGAUGCCGGCAAGGCCAGGCCCGAGCAGCUUGUCCUGCAGGACGACCCAUCCUUUCUCCCCGAGUUCGCCCUCCCGCCACCAGAACUCCUCGCAAACCUCAAUCUCGGCUUCAAUCUCGACCUCCCACGCUCCGGCGAGUCCCAAUCCCUUACUCCAUUCGGCUCACAGCAGCUAUCGCAGUCGUCACACAUCGCUGGCUAUGGCCUCGUCCUACCCAGCUCUUCCCCAAAUCGGCCAGCAGGUGUCGGACUUGAGGGCGACAAUGAUCGUCAGGGUGACAACGACAUGUUCGAUAUCGAUAACCUGAUGCAGCUCGAUGAGCCAGACUUCAUAUUUGGCGAGGACGGUGAUAUCAUCGAGCUUACCCCUGGUCAGCCUGCGCCGGCGACGCCUGCGGCUGCUGGAGGAGCGCGGAUGCACAGCGAUGCUGGGGCUAGUGCGAGGGUGAGGCAGGAACAUGAGGAGGGACAGCAGGGUGGCGACCAGGUCCUUGUCGGCAACCAAAUGGAAUUGGAUCUGCCCAUCUACGGAGACGGCUUGCCAGAAGCCGAGGCCACAUCAUCCCCCGUGGACCAACAGCACAGUGAGCCCUCCGAAGUGGUCGAGUCGUCUUCAUCAGUUGCUGCACCUAUGCGCCGUAAGAAACGAGCCGCGCGAGCCCUACCGAAGGACACAAGACUGGAGUUACGCAAUUCAGAGAUCCUGGGAUGGAACACCAACUACCUCAAGAACAUGAAGGAAGCCGCCCGCUCCAAAGUACAACAUCGUGUUCAACAACAAGCGAAGAAGAAUGCCGAGCACUAUGUCUGGGGUGCAGGCAUUGGUGGGCUUGGACGGGACACGUUUGGUGCUCAAGGCCCUCUCAGUCGCUUUAUGGGAGACAAUCUAUUUGAGCUCCUCACUGGAACAAGCAGAAACCCCAAGGCCACGCCCAAGCGUGACCGCGACAGUGGCAUCGAUGAAGCGACUCAAGAAGAGGCACGUCGCAAGCGACAGAAGACCGCCGAGCCAGAGGAAGAGGUCGGUCGUGGACAAGACGAUGAAGGACUAUUCAUGCUUGGUGGUGACGAAGAGGUAGAGCUCCCUCGCGAGGCUGUCUCUGCGCUCGACGACCAGCAGAUAUUCUCCGCUAUGCCGUGGAAUAUCAGCGCCUCCAAGCGUGGCUCCUCUGCUAUCCCUCUCAGUGGCCGUGUCACCAUGAUGAGCGAGCAAGGCAGGCAGGGUAGUCGUGCCGGAAGUCGCAUGGUGUCUGCAUCUCCAUUGCUUCGCCGCAGUACUGGUCGUCUCGGUGAGUUCGAAGCUCUGCAGAGCCUGGACAGUGAUGCACUUGGUGGAGACGACUUCGUCUUCGCAGCACCCACGUCCGAUCCGGCCGGAGCUGAGGAAGCUACCACACAACCAUCACUGCGUGUGCGCGAAGCUCUGUCUGCCGAGGGCCAGAACUUCCUCACCUUCGUCGCUGAAGCCAUCACGGAGAAGUGCACUCGUGCGCUAGCUAAUCUGGCCGAGAUGCCUGACGCGGAUCAGACUGAAGCUACGAAGGUCGAACAAGUCACAUUCGAAGAGUUACUUCCGCCUCCCGAGACUAACAAAACGAUUGCUUGCCAAGGCUUCCUGAUGCUCUUGUCCUUGGGUACGAAAGGCAUGCUCGACGUCCAGCAGCCUACUGCAUUCGAAGACAUCACAUUGAAGCUCACCGAGAAGGCAAAAGCGAUGAACACCGUUGAGGUCCAGGAUGGUGAUCAAGCGGAGCAACGUGGUGACGAGGGUAUGGAGGAUGUGCCUGCAUAUGUAGGCGCUAGUGAAGAGGAGCAACACUCGGCAUCAGAAGCUGGUGACGAUGAUGAAGUGCCCGAGCCGGAUGACAGCCACUUCCAAGAGCAGAUGACUGCUGGUCACGCCGCCGCCGGCGAUAACGAUGAUCACGAUUCCCUUUACGGCAGUCACUGA